Messenger RNA from Nothobranchius furzeri (turquoise killifish), 2109 nucleotides. RefSeq names its product CD209 antigen-like protein E. Gene Ontology annotation, biological process: biological process involved in interspecies interaction between organisms. Gene Ontology annotation, cellular component: external side of plasma membrane. Gene Ontology annotation, molecular function: D-mannose binding; fucose binding. The record is from RefSeq and is a predicted model, not a curated record. Lineage: Eukaryota; Metazoa; Chordata; Actinopteri; Cyprinodontiformes; Nothobranchiidae.
UGUCAUUGCAUGUUAGAAAGUUGUAGAGCACUAAUUUCUUAGCUGUCAGUGUGCCUGCUUAUGUGUACGAUGGUGAGAGCUGUUCAUAAAGAUCAUGCUGGGAUCAGAGUGGAUUAUGUAAAUGCACCAGGUGCAUCAAGCAGAGAAACUGAAACACAUCCAGGGCUACGGAUGAUGAGGGUGGUUGCUGUUAGUUUUGGACUGCUGUGCAUUCUACAAGUUUCUUUGAAUGUGUGCCUGCGUGUGCUUUUCUAUACCCCAAACACUCAGAUGUUUGAUCAAGAGACAGUUUGCAAAAAUGUCACACCAAGAGAGGAUAAGCUACGAAAACUAACUGAUGUGUAUUUUAAAGAGGGAUGGGUGUAUUUUCAUCCAAGUGUCUAUUUUAUCUCUUCAACCACCAAAACCUGGCAGGAGAGUAGAAAGGACUGUCUGCAGAGACAAGCAGACCUGGUGAUUAUUGACACCAAAGAAGAACAGGACUUCACAAGGCAGUUUCACAAGCUCACAUGGAUCGGUCUGUACAACAACACAGUGACAGGAGAGUGGACAUGGGUGGAUGGGACUCCACUGAAAAAAAGCUACUGGGGUACUGGAGAACCAAACAAAUUUGAAGGCAAAGAUGAAGGAUGUGUUGAAAUCAGGUUUUUUGAACUGGAGAACAGCUGGAAUGACAUCCCAUGCAUAGACCGUAACUUUUGGAUUUGUGAGAAAAAAUAUUACAUUUAGUGUGCUGUUUUCCAACCACCCGGGGUCUCAUCCCUGAAUUUAACUUUUUAUUUCUGUGCUCUGCUUUUAGAACUUUCAUUACAACAUCUGCACCUACUCUUUCAACCACUGGUUUAAACCACCAGUUUUCACCACAUUCUGCCUGCUGUUCUGUAAAUUGCACUUUGUUGUUUGCUGUGGAAUUUUAAAUUUGUUUGAAAAUCUGAUUUUUUUCCCCUGUCAAAUACAUGACAGACUUGCAAAAACAAAGAUGUGAUCAUUAUUAAUUAAAUAUGUAGCGACAUGAAUAGCCUCAUUUGUGACCCAAAGGUCACACUUCUUCUGCUUGGUCAAGCUGUCCUGGCUGUACUUCUAUUUACAGAUCAUCCAUCACAGAAGACACAAAGUCUUUAAACCAUCUUUAAUCUGACUGCUGUUAUCUGACUGCUGUUCCAUCUGCAAGACGAAGGACACUUCAAGAUUUAAAAGAAUCAUUUUUACUAAACUCUUUUCACUGUCUGUUACAAUGUUCAUAAAUAAUCAUCAAGGUUCAUUGUAAUUGUAUUUAAUUACUGAAAUGAAUUAUUAUUCUUUGGUUAAUAAUAAUUAUUAUUUAUGAUAAUCAGUAAUGUUUAACAGUGACAAUAAGGUCAUGUGCACUUAUACACACCAUGCAAGACACAGACAUCAGGGUAAAGGUAACUGCAUUCACAUGUCUUUGUUCCAUAACACCAAAGCUUUCUAUCUUGAGAGGGCGUGUUCUGAGGUAUGUUAAAACCAAAACUCCUCAGUUCAAGUUCAGUUCUUGAGCUCACCAAAAUCUCUCCGUGGCACGAGAGUCCAGAGUAUCGGGUCGGCCGCUCGAAACCUUUACUAAAGCUGUUCUGUCACGCCGAUAGAAUUGCUUCAAAAAAACGUCAUCUGCAACAAGCUGACGCUACAAGAUUCCUUAAGAAUCUGCUCAGACGCAAACCACGUCCACACCUGUGUGCCUGCGGCAACUCUAGGACCAGAGAGUCGGUACCAUUGGUCUCCUCUACCGAACCGAGUACCCCAAGGCUGAUCAACAUCCUCCCUUGACCUCCAGAUCCAAACAGAGUGUCGUCUGAACGGUGAGGUAGAACACAGAUUGCAUCUGGAUGCCUGUUUUAUUAAGAAAUAAUUUAGCUUAGCAGCAAACCAAACUCUUUCACCCCGAACGUGUUUUCUCUCUCUGAGAUAGAAACCUUCUGAGACUUACAUUCGCACAUCCAAACACACACAUUUCAUUGUAGUUUCAUCCAGACACAGGUUGCUUUAAUACCAAGUUUUAAUACCAAAGCUUUUGUAAAUUGGCAUUUAUGAAUUGUCUUUUAAAUUGUCAUCUUUAAAUUGUUAGUAAUAAAUUCUUAACUUUUUAAA